Linepithema humile (Argentine ant) is the source of this 496-nucleotide messenger RNA. The record is from RefSeq and is a predicted model, not a curated record. Lineage: Eukaryota; Metazoa; Arthropoda; Insecta; Hymenoptera; Formicidae.
UAGCUGUUUCAACACUUCGAGCACUAUACUUGACUAGUUAAUGCUAGUUGAAGAGCGGCUUUAACUGUCCGCCACGAAGAUAUUUUCUCAAGCCACGUCAAAAUAUACAAAAUUAAAAAAAUGGUGGAAAUCGAGUCGAUGACGAGGUAUGUCUCACCGGUGAAUCCAGCUGUCUUUCCACUGCUGGCUAUAGUGCUAUUAGGAAUCGGAGUAUUCUUCACAGCGUGGUUCUUUGUGUACGAAGUCACCAGUACGAAAUUUACACGAGAUAUAUUCAAAGAAUUAUUAAUCUCCUUGGUCGCAGCGAUAUUCUCUGGCUUUGGAGUGUUAUUCUUGCUGCUCUGGGUUGGAAUUUAUGUAUAGCUUAAGUUAAUUAAAGAAAGAUUAUAAAUUACUUAAUGGUACUGAGCUCAGAUUAGAAGGGAGCUUACAUUCCAUCUAAGAUUUUAUUACCGUCAACAUACGGUGGAAUAAAUGCAACUCUAAGUAUUUUUUA